AUGCCCGUAGUGGAGAGCGAUGCCGUGUCGGAAGAGGUACUGGGCUUGAUCCGGCCCCACUUCAGCAAAGUCAAGGCGCCCAGCACGUACGACAAGGUCUACAAGGAUGAGUGCAUGUUCUCGUUCGACACGCCGUUCUCGCCCGGAGGGCUAUUCGUGAGCCUUGCAAACUGGCAGGGCUUCGGCCAAGACUUCAUCGGUCUUGCACUGGAGAGGGGAGCGGGGUGCCUGUAUGUGCACCAGGUAUGGAAGCGCGUGCCUAAGGCUGCGGCCGCCGCCGGCGAAGGUGCAAACGACGCCAGCAUGGACACCACCGAUGAUUCGGGGGGCUCGAAGGCUGACCCGACCGUGCUCGCGCUGGGAGUGGACGGCGGGUUCCGGACCGACGAGCAGAAGUACGACAUCGUCAAGACGCACCGGCUAGUUGCCUUCAAGGCUGGCGGUGGAACUGACGGCGUGAGCGUCAGUUAUCCCGACGAGGCGCUGCCUACGAUCGUUAGCCAGGCGGUCGACGCCAUCAUCGAGCAUCAAGGCGCGGCAGAACAGACUGAGGGGAGCCAGUGGGUGGCCGACAACGAGCUUAUCGUGAGCAAGUACGCCGACACACUGGAGCACGUCGACAGCGGCCGCAGGAUCUCUUCCGAACCCCAAGACGUGGGUGUGCGAAAACAGCGGAAAGACGGAGAACCUCUGGCUCAACCUGUCCACCGUCAGGCACCGUGCGGGGUUUCCAGUCGGGAUCGCUGUCUCGAGGUCACCAAGCCCGUUCCGUAUGUUUUAUUAUUUCCGCGGGUUUUUCCAGGCUACAUCGGGUCCGGGCGUCAGAACUGGGACGGGUCUGGAGGAACUGGAGCAGCGCUCCGGCACUACGAGGAGACCGGGAGAAAGUACCCCUUGGCCGUCAAGCUGGGCACCAUCACCCCCAACGGGGCGGAUGUCUACAGCUACGCUCCAGAGGAAGACUCUAUGGUCAAGGACCCCAAGCUGGCGGAGCACUUGGCUCGGUGGGGCAUCGAUGUGCUCAAGGUGGAAAAGACGGACAAGACCAUGGCGGAGCUGGAGGUGGAGCUGAACAAGUCGUACGACUUCAACAAGAUCACGGAGGCUGGCGCCAAGCUCAGGCCGCUGUCCGGACCUGGCUUCACGGGCAUCAAGAACCUCGGGAACUCGUGCUACAUGAACAGCUGCUUGCAGGUGCUGUGUACCCUACCGGAGAUUGGGCAGAAGUACGACGGUACGGGCACGGAAGUCUUCAAGACGGCCCCCGAAGACAUCGCCUCGGACUUCCCCGCUCAGAUGUCCAAGGUAGCUUCUGCCCUGCUCUCCGGCAAGUACUCGACGCCUGCUCAAGCCGGCGACGCCGAGAAGGCACCUGCGGGUGACGGUAAGGGCGAAGAAGGAGGGGAAGAGUUGGUGGUGGUUGCGCCGAGAAUGUUCAAGUACCUGGUGGGGCAGGGGCACGCCGAGUUCUCCUCCGGCAGGCAGCAAGACGCCGCGGAGUACAUGCAGCACCUGCUUGAGUUCAUGCGCCGCUCCGAGCGCACUAGUGCCGGAAGGCUCGGAGGGGGCGACGGUGCUCGCGAGACGGCCAGCCUAUUCCAGUUCCGAUUGGUGGACCGGCUACAGUGCCAGCAGAGCGGGACUGUCAAGUACACUACGCAGGCUGCGGACAACCUGCUCAGCCUCCAGAUCCCGGUGGAGGCAGCCGUCAACAAGACCGAGGUCGAGGCCUACAAGGAACGCCUCAACAAGAGGCAGAAGUGCGACCCCAAGGCCACCACCACCAACAACGAGGAGGAGGUGGAGGAGGAGAUCAAGCCGGUCGUUCCCCUGUCGGCGUGCCUGGCGAGGCUGGCGGCAGACGAGACCUUGCCUGACUACCGCAGCCCCGCGACUGGGAAGGCUGGGCCUGCCCUCAAGCACGUCCGCCUGGGGAACUUUCCCAGAUAUCUCUUGGUGCAGCUGCGCAGGUACUACGUGGACACUGACUGGCAGCCGAAGAAGAUGGACGUGGAGGUCGAGGUCCCUCUCACGCUAGACCUCGAGGCACUGAGGUCAACGGGAAUGCAGGCGGAUGAGGUGCCUAUGCCAGAGGGGGACGAUGCGGUGCCCCCCGCGGCGGACGACCCGGCUGCUGCUGCUGCUGCUGGCUCUGCUGGUUCUGGCGCUCAAGGAAGAGCGGUGGUCCCUGAUGCCGAGCUGGUGUCGCAGCUGAUGGCCAUGGGGUUCCAGGAGAACGGGUGCAGAAGGGCGGCCGUGGCGGUCAACAACGCCUCUGCAGAGGUGGCGAUGAACUGGGUGCUGGAGCACAUGGGCGACGCCGACUUCAAUGACCCCCUCCCCGCACCCGGCGCAUCCACCGGGACCCCCCCCGCCGCCGGCGGCGGCGGCGACGGUGAUGCGGCGCCAGACCCCGAAGCUUUGAUGAUGCUGGUCAGCCUGGGUUUCACGGAGAGGCAGGCGUCGGGAGCGCUGAAGGCUACGGGGGGGGACGCGGCCAGGGGAGCGGACUGGCUGUACAGCCACACAGACGACCUGGACAAGGCCGUCUCGGAGCAACUCGACCCGAAGGCAGCUGCGGCUGGAGGAGAAGGGGGUGGUUCAGCUAGCGACGCUCCCAUUGACGAUGGUCCUGGAAGGUACUCGUUGGUAGGGUUCAUCUCGCACGUGGGAAAGAACACCGGGUGCGGUCACUACGUGGCUCACAUCCGGAAGGAGGGCCGGUGGGCGAUCUUCGACGACCGCAAGGUGGCCGAGUCGGAGCACCCCCCCCUCAGCCUGGGCUACCUGUACCUCUUCAAGAGAGACGAGUAGUCUAGGUAUUCAGAGGGAGGGUUGGUUAAUACGUUGUUACAACACCAGGCGGGGCCGUCGUCUAGCAGGACAGCCCGUCGUAAUGCUUGUAACACUGGUUGCUGUGGUAGAGAAAAGGCCCGACUGUUGCUUCAUUUCUCUAUCCACAGCGGUGACUGCUGACCAGAAUGUCGUGCGUUGAAGAACAGAAGAAGCGGGUGGAGUUUGUGUUUGAUCUUGGGCUUAGCCUGGCCUAGGGCAAUGAUUAAGAUAAUCUUACGCCAAUACCCGGCGGGACUUUUUCGUAUGCUUCAGAUGUGUGUGGUGUUCGAGAAAGCCACGGGUGACAACCGUAUCCCCCUUUCUUUGUGCGUUGCCCUUCGGUGUCGCAAUAGUCAACGACGUCCGCUAGACGGGUACCCGGUACUGAUGCUUGCGAAGCAGUACCUCAAGCCGUA
This is a messenger RNA of Ectocarpus siliculosus, 3251 nucleotides long. The record is from the annotation of a GenBank genome assembly. NCBI's taxonomy places the organism in Eukaryota, Phaeophyceae, Ectocarpales, Ectocarpaceae.